Triplophysa dalaica is the source of this 986-nucleotide messenger RNA. RefSeq names its product chromosome 14 C15orf48 homolog (gene coxfa4l3). The record is from RefSeq and is a predicted model, not a curated record. NCBI's taxonomy places the organism in Eukaryota, Metazoa, Chordata, Actinopteri, Cypriniformes, Nemacheilidae. The transcript has 4 exons. Bases 307 to 567 code for a protein of 86 amino acids.
GCGCGCAUUCAGAGUGAUGCAGCAGAUCACUGAACUCUCAUCCUCUGAACUUCAGGUCUGAUCUACACUGAACUCUCAUCCUCUGAACUUCAGGUCUGAUCUAGACUGAACUCUCAUCCUCUGAAUUUCAGGUCUGAUCUAGACUGAACUCUCAUCCUCUGAACUUCAGGUCUGAUCUAGACUGAACUCUCAUCCUCUGAACUUCAGGUCUGAUCUAGACUGAACUCUCAUCCUCUGAACUUCAGGUCUGAUCUAGACUGAACUCUCAUCUUCGGAACUCUUGAGAAAACUUGUGUCAGGUGAAAGAUGCGCGGAGGAUUUAUUCAGAUGCUGAAGAAGAGGAAGGAGUUGAUUCCUUUAAUUGGAUUUGUGGGCUUUGCUGCGCUCGGAGCGACAACAGCUGCAAUUUACUUCUUAUUCACCAAACCAGAUGUCAUUUUAAACAAGACAAGAAAUCCAGAGCCCUGGGAGAAACUGGACCCAUCGAAACCACAGAAGCUUAUAACUCUAAACCAGAAGUGGAAACCAGUGGAGGAACUGGAACUGGUGAAGAGACUGACCAAAUGAAUGGACUGUGACCCGUCAGGAGUUCAUCUUUGCUUUCCAUCAACUGCAGCUGAUACAUGUGUGUGCGUGUUCGCUUUUGUAUGCAUGUGCAUAUUGUCCACACAAUAUGCACAUGCACUAACACACAAAGACACACACACACAGACGCACAAACACACGCGCACGCACAGAGUGGAAAUGAGAGAGAAAAAGAGGUGAAAUAUUAAACCGACUAGAAAUUUCUAAAUGCAAUAUUCAUUUGAAGUAAGACUAGAAACAAAUCUAAUUUGAAGACGGACACACCUGUUAACCUGUUGUUACUGUAGACACACCUGUAAACCUGUUGUUACUGUAGACACACCUGUAAACCUGUAACUGCACACAAACCCUGCACUGGUCUCUUCAACUUUAUCAAGUAAACAAUAUUGAUGAAAAAACUC